Messenger RNA from Naegleria gruberi, 2991 nucleotides. RefSeq lists its product as uncharacterized. NCBI's taxonomy places the organism in Eukaryota, Heterolobosea, Eutetramitea, Acrasida, Naegleriidae. The transcript has 3 exons. The record is from RefSeq and is a predicted model, not a curated record. Gene Ontology annotation, biological process: phospholipid catabolic process. The coding region runs from base 1 to 2991 and encodes 996 amino acids. Gene Ontology annotation, cellular component: plasma membrane. Gene Ontology annotation, molecular function: D-type glycerophospholipase activity.
AUGAAAAAAUCACUUUCUCUCGAUUCUGUCCAAUUAACCUCCGAUUCUUCAGACAGUGACUCAUCAGAAUAUUACUACAAUUAUAAUAAUAACAAUCAUCAUCACCAUCAUCAUCAUGGCAGUAGAAAAUUCUCUCCCUCCACUCCCAUCAAUCCGAUGAGCACUAGCUUGAAUGAAUUUGUUGCAAGUUCGAGGAAACACAAUACAUCAUCACUCUUUGAUGUCGAUGAAUCGACGACAACUAAUAGUGAUACUCUAUCAGUGUAUCAGAGUGUGCCGUUAUAUCUUCCUCCGACUGCUUCCGAAAAGGAGAGAAGAGAAGUUUUGCAAUUGAAGAAGAGGAGACUCUUCCGAUCACCUCGUCCCAAUGAGAUUAGAAAUAAGACGACUGAAAAGUUGGUUAAAUUCGGAUAUUCAAUGAGAAAGGAUAAUAUUAAGAGACAAAUCAAGGAGAUUGCAAAACAUCCUGGAAAGACCAUUGAGAAUAUUCAUGCCAAGGAUGUUAAAAAGUCUGUCAAAUCAUUCUUUAGACAUUUACCUCACUUUAUUGUUUACUUUUUUGUGAUUUUAAUUUAUUUCAGAGAUGUCGUGUUGAAUUUCUUUAGAUUUUCGAGAUGGCCAACGAUUAUUUUCCUACCUUUUAUUAUAAUUCUUGGAAUUCAAAUUCAUGCUUGGAUUAUUUGGUUUAAGGAAAUUUUGAAUAUUGUAAUAUUUUACAAUAUUUUAAUAUCUGUAAUAUUUGGAUCGAUUGUUUUAUAUUUUGGAGAUUGGAUUCUAGUGCACUUGUUCCCUAAAUUGACGGCCUCUGUGUUGGAUGGUCACAUUCUAGAGACAACAUUGGCAAGAUUCUACUCUGUUCCAGUUUCAUUCAGUUUUGAUAUUCCUCAAUUUUCUUUAAUGCCCUUCUACAAUAAGGUUACACCCAUUCACAUAAAGAAGCAACGGUUGAAACUGGAAUCAUCAUUGGCCCCAAUAACAAAGUCAGAUGUUUUUUUGGAUGUUAAGGAGGAGGAUAAGGAUCCAACACUUGUCAAAUACAAGAGAAAACUACUGAAUGAGAAACAAAAUCAAUAUCCAUUCGAUUUAUUCAGAAAGAUUGGAAAAUAUGUUCAAUUAGAAAAACAAGGAAAACUCAAAGGAGAAGAAGGAAUUUUGGAAAAAUUGGAAAAAUUGGAAAAAUUAGCAGAAAGAGGAAUGAGGGAUUUGGACGAUAGCGAUUAUGGAUCUGAUCUCCUGAAACAAAUUACACCCUAUAGAGAUUGGUUUCCACUCCAAAAGAAUUGCAAAGUAACUCUCUACCAGGAUGCACAAGGUGGAUUCAAUGGAAGAAAUUGUUUCUCAGACAUGUAUGAUGCCAUGGAAAAUGCCAAGCAAAUUAUUUACAUUACCGGUUGGUCCUUGAAUCCAAAUAUUAGACUCAAGAGAGAUAGUGAUGAUCCAAAGGAGAGUAGAACCCUUGGCGAAUUAUUGAUCGAUAAGGCAAAUGAAGGAGUUUCUGUUUUUCUCAUAUUGUGGAAUGAAACUGGUAGUAAUAUUGCCUCAAAUAUGGACACUGGUGAUGGAGAGGCUAUCAAUUAUUUUAGAAAUACUCGAGUAGUAGCCAUUCUGUCAAGAAGAUCCGGCUAUAGUGGUCUAGUUUUCUCUCACCAUCAGAAAACUCUCAUUUGCGAUAAAUAUGUUCCAGAAAAGAAGAAGAGAUCAAUUGUUGCAUUUGUGGGUGGAUUGGAUUUAACAAAGGGAAGAUAUGACUCUCCAUCACAUUCCCUAUUCAGCACUCUCGAAACAUAUCACAAGGAUGAAGUCUAUUCUUCAAGACCUUUGGAAAAUAAGAAACUUGGACCAAGACAACCAUGGCACGAUAUUCAUGCAAUGAUUGAAGGAAAAUGUGCUUAUGAUAUUUUACAAAACUUUGAAGAACGUUGGACUACUCAACUAGGUUAUGUUUCAUUGCCUAAACGACCAACCUAUGUUGAAAAUUUCAAGGAAAAUCCUUGGUGCGUUCAAGUGUUCAGAUCUUGUGAUUCCGAUUCAAUUAGACCCUUCACCAAUUCAUAUACUGUUUUCCCUCGUAUCCAAGAAGCUUACAUUAGUCUCAUUCAAAAGGCUCAACGUUUCAUUUAUAUUGAAAAUCAAUACUUUUGUGGAAGCGCCUUUUUGUGGAGCAAUAGAUUGGAUGCUCAAACUAUGAAUAAUAGAAUUCCACACGAAUUAUUGGAAAAGAUUCAUGAAAAGAUUCAAUCUAAUGAGCCAUUUACUGUAUUUGUUGUUAUUCCAUUAUUCCCUGAUGGAAUGAAUUCACCAGAAAAUCAAUUCCAACAAGAACAAAUCUUCUUUACCUACAGUACCAUUUGUAGCAUGUACAAAAUUAUUGGAGAAAUGAUUGAAAAGACACAAAUGAAGAGCUAUCGUCCAACAGAUUAUUUGAAAUUCUUCUGUUUGGGAACUCGUGAGGAGUGUGAAAAUGUGAAUGAGAAAUUGGAAGGACUCACUAAGGGAUCGCCUCAGUACAAAUUAUUGAAAGCUCAACGAUCAAUGAUUUACGUACACUCCAAGAUGGCAAUUUUCGAUGAUGAAUACAUUAUUGUUGGAUCUGCAAAUAUCAAUGAAAGAUCAAUGUCAGGUGAUCGAGAUUCUGAAAUUUCCAUUGGUGCUUUCCAAUCAAAAUCCGAAACUGACUCACAACAACCUUCAGAAAUUAAGAAUUUCAGAAAGAAUCUCUUUAUCGAACAUUUAGGAGAAUGCAGUGAAUGUAAUAAUUGGGAAGAUCCACUCGAUCUUUUCACACAACGAAGAAUCGAUGAAGUUGCUGAGGACAAUUGGGAACGAUAUACAUCAGAGGAAUUCAGACCAAUGCGUUCUCAUUUAAUGCACUAUCCUGUCAUUGUGGAUGUUGAUGGAAGUGUCUCAGCAAGAGUUAAAUAUUUCCCAGAUACGAGAGGACGUGUUGAAGGUGUCAAGAAUUUACUUUCUCCUGACAUUCUCACUCAAUAA